CGCCAUAUUUCUUUCGAUCGAUGUGUGUGAGUAUUGAGGCACAACUGGUUAUGGAACAGUAUGCCCUGAACUCCAUGAUAUGAAAUAAAAUAAUCAAGUAUGAUUAAUCAGUUUAGUCAGACAAUUUCUUGUUUAACUAACGCCGGAUCUGCAAUUUGCUUGUUAAAUUUUCCAAGGCUGUCAUUUUUUGGGAAGCUACAGGCUCAAAUUGUUUUGGUCGCAAAGAAACAAGUUUUACAACGGUUCUCGAUGCCCUCAUAAAUAUACAAUUCAUAUCUUACAAACACUAUGAUCUUUGAGGGUGUCGGAAAUCGGAGGGAGUGAUGAACGGCAAAUGUUUACAUUGAAGUUGAUGUAAUGUUUUGUACUACGAUAACUCCCAUUUCGGCUGGUUUGUUAUGGUUCGGAUUUUGUUGUUGAACAGUGAUUGGGUGUUGUGUUCUACAUAGUACAAGGAGCUGCUGAGAUGGCCAAUUCUACAAAAGCUUCCAAGGCUGAUGAUGAUGCUAAAGAGCCCAUUCCUAAGACAGUGGGAAGCUCUCCUUAUAGUGAUGCAGUGUAUCAUGAGCUGUCGAGGUUAAAUGGCCAGGUUAAUAGAAUGAACAAGCAGACACUAAUACAGAAAAUGAGGGGCCUACGACUGAGCACAGAAGGAUCAACAGAUGUCCUAAAAAAGCGCCUGAAGAAUUAUUAUAAGAAAAGGAAGCUGGCUACAAUCAAUGUGACUUCUUCUCAUAAACUUUACCCAUAUUAUGUGAUUGUAGAUUUUGAAGCUACGUGUGAAGAAGUAAAUCCACCAGAUUAUCCGCAUGAAAUAAUAGAGUUCCCAGCAGUGCUGGUAAAUUCAGAAAAGCAAGAAAUUGAGGAUUGUUUUCAGUCAUAUUGUAGACCAACUGUAAAAUCAACACUGUCUAAAUUUUGCACUGAAUUGACGGGAAUCACUCAGGAGCAAGUUGACAAAGCUGAAACAUUUCCAGAAGUUCUGUCACGUUUUGAAGCUUGGCUGGUAGAACAUGGACUUGGAACAAAGUACAAGUAUGCCAUCGUGACAGAUGGGCCUUGGGAUAUGGGGAGGUUUCUAUAUGGCCAAUGCCAGCUCUCUGGCAUACCGUACCCAAGUUUUGGCAAAAAAUGGAUAAAUAUUAGAAAGACAUUCAGCAAUUUCUACAAAAGUAAAAGGUAUUGCUUGAAGAUGAUGAUUGAUCACCUAGAAAUUGGAUUUGAAGGAAGGCCUCACUGUGGUAUUGAUGAUGCUAGAAACAUAGCUAGAGUGCUGAUACACCUAAUUGCAGAUGGUGCGAAUGUGCACAUUAAUGAACGUAUACAUUUAACAGCAGGUCAUAAUAAAAUGAAAGUUGUCGCUGAGGAUGGGAACCAGGAUGCAAGAGGAUAUAUUUUUAUAGCUGCCAUAGCUCCUCUGGCAACUGCAGUUGUGUUUUACCUUUAUUCGCAGUGGGUGUUGUGAAGAAGGCAAAGACUGGUGUGAUGUGCUGUUUGAGUUGUACAGUACAAUUGACUUUGUUUGUACAGAGAAAAAUGUUUUUUCAAUUCUUGUUACUUUAUCCGUCUUGUAAUACAAUUUUAUUGAAAUAUGUUUAUCAUAAAAUGGAUGCUUCUGUUCAA
Molecule: messenger RNA, 1623 nt
Organism: Schistocerca gregaria
Lineage: Eukaryota; Metazoa; Arthropoda; Insecta; Orthoptera; Acrididae
Product: 3'-5' exoribonuclease 1-like
Exons: 6
Coding region: 467-1465 (332 amino acids)
Biological process (GO): exonucleolytic trimming to generate mature 3'-end of 5.8S rRNA from tricistronic rRNA transcript (SSU-rRNA, 5.8S rRNA, LSU-rRNA)
Cellular component (GO): nucleolus; cytoplasm
Molecular function (GO): nucleic acid binding; 3'-5'-RNA exonuclease activity
Source: RefSeq, a predicted model, not a curated record